AUGCGAAGGUUCCGUGACUGGUCGUAUUCGGAUGCGAAAGCAUCCAAGCUGCAGCGGCUCGAAAGGUUUCGCCGCGCUCUGCCCCAUGUUUCAGGCACGGCCCUAUGCGCCAUCGUUGCCGAAGCGAGGGCAGGCAAUCUCCCCGAGGGCCCCGUCUCGCGACGAGAGCUGCUGCGGUCUCAGAAGGAGGUUUUAAACAAGAGGAACUUGUACGGCACUGUAGGGAAGCGUCUCACGCUCAAAGGUUCGUCGGGCGAGGCGGUAGAUAUCACGUUCGUGUGCCUCCAUUCGUUUUUGCAGCAGGCCUUUGCCGAGAGUGCCGCGUUUAGGGAUUUCAUCGCGUUGCGGCACGGGGCGCGCCCGUCGUCGCCCGAUCGCCCGUGGCGGCUCAUCUAUUACGCAGAUGAGUACAACCCAGGCUUGGAGCUCGUAGCACGACAUGCCCGAAAGCAGUGGAUGACUUACGUCACGUUUGCGGAGUUUGGGGCAGCUGCGAUCGAGCGGGAGGAGUGCUGGAUCACGAUCUCGGCGGCGCUCACGCAGAUAGUUGAUCACCAAGUCGAGUCAGGAUACAGCCAACUUGCUGGGCGACUCCUGCAACACAUCUUUCGCGGUAGCACCGACCCGCAGGCGGCGGGCGUGGUCUUGGAGCACGGGGGCAACCACGUGCAUGUGUUCUUCUGCCUCGGCGGGGUUCUGAUGGACGGCUUGGCCCACAAGAUCAUGUGGGGCACGAAGGGCGACAACGCUACCAGGCUAUGCAUGAAGUGCGUUAACUUGUUCGCCAAGGAUUCCGCGCCUGUUUCUGGGGUGAUCGACGAGCGUGGCGGGGAGUACGCCCUUACUUGUAACAUUACGGACGAUAGCAAGCUUGUCUUCGCCACAGACGAGCAGGUGCACGGAACAGUUGACAGGCUCGCGCGCUUCAAGGCCACGGAAGACCCAGAGAGGUUCAAACUUCGGCAGCAGGCAGCUGGCUUCAACCAUCUGCCCUCUGGGAUUCUCAACAUGCCCGAGCUCAGGGGCGUCGUCAGGCCAGUGACGCACGCAAUGACCGAACCCAGCCGCACCUUACAUAUUGGAGGGGUCAUGAAUACUUUGAUUUUUUUGUAUUUGGAUGGUCUGUACAAGAAUGGUGCCGCAGGCUUGUUUCCAGCGGUUCACGAGUUUCUGAGGACAUGGUCGUGGCCACUUGGCGUUGCCAAAGAUGCCAUUCUGGAUAUUUUCUCGCGCAAGCGCGUCGAGAGCUGGCGAAAGGCAGGGCAUGUGAAGUGCCAGGCUUCGGAGCUGCUGAUGCUCAUCCCCGCCCUUGCCUACUGGGCAGCGGAGUUCGCGCCGGGUCGGCCAGGCACCGAUGCGUUUCUUGCUGGCGUGGAUGUGCACGAGGCAGCGUCGCUCAGGAGCACGAACAGCUGCUCGGGUGCGCAUAUACAGGCAUGCGUCCGACGUUUCUUGGCCGCGUGCGUCGCAGCGGGCUGGGAGGAGAGCAUGCGCCCGAAAUUCCACUGGCUCGUCCAUUUAUCUCGGGAGCAGAUCGUGUCAGCCCUCGUGUGCGAGUCCAAGCACAAAGUUCCGAAGGCGUAUGCCAAGGAACAGUGCAACCUGACAGGCUUCGACGAGAGCGUGUUGUCGAACGUCACGGGGAGGCACAUGUGGCAGCUCGCAGAGACCGACUGCUUCAACUUCGACGCGCGCCUCGAGGACCCCAGGGAGGCGCCACAGAAGUUGCGGGACCUGGUGCGGGCAGAGCUGGACAUGGACAUGCGCUCGCCCGUGGCGACAUCGAUCAAGGCGAGGCUCCGCGACAAGGGGUCGGUCCAGCGCGGCGACGUGGUGCUGGUUGGUCUGGGUGGCAAUAAGGCCGCAGCUGCAGUGGUGGUGUCCUUGUGGGACGUGCGCGGCGUUGCAGGGGCUUUGCUGCGCAUGUACUACGACGUGGUGUCGUGGAGAGAGCGCUCAGCCGCUGCGACGUGGAGAAUCCACGCAGAGCGGCAUUAUGAGCUGCUCGGCCUCGAUAGCGUCAUGUGCACUGUGUGCUCCAGGCAGGCCGAUGGCGCCUUGACCACCCUAGUGCCGAAGCUGUACAGGCACAUGUUCGCGUGA
Molecule: messenger RNA, 2103 nt
Organism: Prorocentrum cordatum
Lineage: Eukaryota; Dinophyceae; Prorocentrales; Prorocentraceae
Source: the annotation of a GenBank genome assembly